Phytophthora infestans T30-4 is the source of this 2259-nucleotide messenger RNA. Its product is annotated as kinesin-like protein. NCBI's taxonomy places the organism in Eukaryota, Oomycota, Peronosporomycetes, Peronosporales, Peronosporaceae. The transcript has 5 exons. Bases 1 to 2259 code for a protein of 752 amino acids. Gene Ontology annotation, molecular function: microtubule binding; microtubule motor activity; ATP binding. The record is from RefSeq and is a predicted model, not a curated record. Gene Ontology annotation, biological process: microtubule-based movement.
AUGCCGUCGUCCAGGUCGACUCGAUCUCGACAUGAAGACGAGAGAACGGGCAGGAUCAUCACGUGCAGUAUGCGGCGCAGACGCAUCAAGGCUGGGGCCGAGAACAAGUGCAAGGUUAUUAUCAUGGAUAUGAGGCGUCGUAUAAAGUUCCUGAAGCCCAAGUUUAUCCACCAAGACAAGAGGAAAGUGCAGGAGAUGGAAGAGCAAAAGGUUAAAGAUGACGAAGCUGUCAUGAGUAUGAAGACGGAAGUUAAUGAUCUCAAACGACAAGUUUCAAGUCGUGACAAAGCGUUGGAAGCUACAAAGGGCAGAGUCCAUGAGUUAACUGGAGAAUUGAGUGAGCUUAAGCAGCAGAUGGAGGAGAGCACGAAAGAUCGCGAGGAAAUUAUUAUGGCGAACCAGACACUUCAGAACGAGCUAUCGUUGGCCCGAUCGGGGAUGGAAGGAAGCACUAAAACGCAUGAGGAGCUACUGGAAGCACAGCAGACACUCACGAAAGAGCUAGCUGUUGCUAGAGCAAAACUGAAAGAGGAGCAGCUCGGCGAAACGGAGGGUGUUGAGAGUCUACAAAGUCAGCUUUCUAGCGAACAGAGUGCAAGGGCCCAAAUGGAGCAGCAACUAGAGCAAGCUACAAAGCAACAAGCAGGACUGACUAAGAAGUUUGAGGCUGCUCAAGCUACUAUUCAACGAUUACAAGAAAAUCUAUCGAUGAAGGAGAAUAACGAAGCUGUAGCUGCAGCUGCCAGUGCUACUGCGACAGCCACUGCAACAAUUAAAGCCAUUAGCAAACAACUCGCCGAGAAGGACAAAGCGCUGGAGGAUGAACGAGCGAGAGUUGUGUCGUUGGAGGAAGAUAUCGUGCAGCUUAGAGCAAGUCAAACUUCCGCACAAGAGACACUGGAACAGGAUCUUCAGACGCAGCUUGGAACUUUAGCUGCUCAAGCAGAAGCACGUCGGAAGGAGCUUGAGACUACAAAGUCCAGUUUGACAUCCACAACGGCGGAGAAAGUGGAGUUGAAGAAGCACUUUGAGGAGUACAAGAUCACAAGUGCAGCUCAAAUCAGCGAGUUGGAGGAUCAGCAGCGUGCGUUGAAGCGCGAAUUCCGAGCUAUAGAGCGAGAGCUGAAGACACAACAAGGUCUGGCGAAGGGCCGUGGUGACGAAUCAAUGGCGCUCAAGCAAGAGUUGGAAAGCGCCGAGAUAAAACUGGCAUCAGUAGCGCAGACCAUCCAGAAAGAGCGCAUGGAAGCCUACAACGAGGCUCAACAAGCUAGCGCCGAGAUCGUACGCCAGGCAAACGAGGAGAAGGCACGGGUUGCCGAGCUGUACACACAAGAGAUGUUGGCUCGACGGAAGUUGCAUAACCGCCUUAUGGAGUUGCAAGGCAACAUUCGCGUCUUCUGUCGAGUGCGUCCCAUCCAACCGGUGGAGAUGAAGAGCGAACAAUCCUCUUUAGCCGUCUUCUUUCGCGAUAACGACCAUGAGAGUCUCGAUCUCUUCGUUGGUAGUGAAGCUGGGGACAAGGCCAGCCAGGUGGGCCAAAAGCACGCCUUCGAGUUCGAUCACGUGUUUCAGCCAGACAGCACGCAAGAGCAAGUGUUCGAGCAGACUCGUGCUUUGGUUGUGAGUGCACUGGAUGGCUUUAACGUCUGCAUUUUCGCGUAUGGGCAAACUGGAUCAGGUAAAACCCACACCAUGGAAGGACCGGAGAGUGAUCGAGGUGUCAAUUUCCGAGCACUCCGUGAGUUAUUCUCCAUCCGAGACGACCGUAUGGCUGCCGGGAACUUCGAGUGCUCCAUGAAGUUAAGUAUUUUGGAGGUAUAUAACGAGUCCAUUGUGGAUCUUCUCGAAGGAGGUGGACGCACACCCGGUGUUGUGUCUCUUGCAAAAGGCUUGGAUGUACGCGUGGGUAAGACCGGUGUGUAUGUUGAAAACCUGAUCGAAGUGGAGGUGUUUAACGAGGGCGACGUGCUCGAUCUCAUGCGCUUGGGUCACUCCCAUCGCAGUGUUGGCUCGCACGACUUCAAUGAGCAUUCGAGUCGUUCUCAUCUCGUGUUGUCCAUUGUCAUUGAGACUGGAAUGAAGUCCGAUACUCGACGGCGAAUUUCCAAGUUGCAUUUAAUCGACUUGGCUGGAUCCGAGCGUGUCAGUAAGACGGCAGCAAGUGGCCAACGCCUGAAAGAAGCGCAGAAUAUCAAUCGUUCAUUGUCUGCUUUGGGAGACGUGAUCGCAGCAUUAGUGUUGCUCUGGGUCAAGUAA